AUGUCCGAUCUAUUCCAUACAGUACAAAAGGAGAGUUGGGCUUAUGUUGGUCUUCUCGGAUUUCUGUUAUUCCAUUUGGGAAUAAUAUUGUGUGUGUUAGCAUUCGAAGGUGCUAUUGAACAAAAUUUAGAAAUAUACGUGCAAGUCAUCGGUGUUUUACUACUUAUAGCGGGGCCUGUGAUAAUGGUUUUAUCGGCAUACAUUCGGAACAAACAAAGGAAGAGAAUACGGUGGAUUGGGCAAAAACAUGUCAAACGAACACUUAAACUGCGCGUACCAAAGAAAGGGAAAAUAAAACACAAAACCAAUGUGCAGUUUUCUCCUAAAAUGCUACGUGAUGCCAGUAAAGCCAAAGUGUCGCCUUCACCGUGGUAUAGUGAUUCUUCUGGUCCGUUACCUGAUUACUCCUCAAACAGGAAUAUUGAGGCUUGGAUCAUUGAACAUCAUUAUAAAAAGGGAGUGGGAUCUUCCGGUAUAACAUUUGAAUCUUUUAAAGGCGAAGAAUUAGCAAGCAGACUGUCUUCUUUGGUCUAA
Lottia gigantea (owl limpet) is the source of this 534-nucleotide messenger RNA. RefSeq lists its product as hypothetical. NCBI's taxonomy places the organism in Eukaryota, Metazoa, Mollusca, Gastropoda, Lottiidae. The transcript is spliced from 2 exons. The coding region runs from base 1 to 534 and encodes 177 amino acids. The record is from RefSeq and is a predicted model, not a curated record.